AUGGCAGCCAAAAGUAGCAGCGUCGAAUACGUACCUCUACAGCCCAAAGAACAACACGUCGAGGUGGUGUUCGAUUCCACCCAAGAGCAAGGCCUAGAUGCUCAGACGCGCUACUCGCGCCCGAAUGCUCCACCAGACUCGUCGACAAAGCGGCACUUGCGUCGCCUGGGUUGGCAGCGAGUAGCCUUGAUACUCGCGCUGCUGCUGGGUGGUUGCGCUCUGGUGGUGCAUUGGCUCCUGCCCACAAGACCCAUCGCCUCGAGCUCAAAGUACGCCUUUGUGACAUUGCUUUCGGCGAGUCCCUCGACGUUCAAGCACGAAGCCAACAAUGCGACAGCCAUCUACGAUGAUACGUACUUCAUCGCCACGCGUAUGCUGGGCUAUCAGCUGAUGCACGAUCCGCAGACCAAGACGCAUUUGGGAGCUCCCUUCAUCGUCAUGACCACACCACAGGUCCAUCCAGCCAAGAUCGAACGGCUCAAAAAGGACGGGGCGAUCGUCUGGCCCAUCACCGAGCCACUCAGGCCACCUCUCUACUCGAGCAAUCAGAAUCGCUACCCAGACGUGUUCAGCAAGCUGCUUCUCUGGAAGUGGACGCAGUUUGAGCGCAUCCUCUUCCUCGACAACGACCAUGUGCUCAAUCAUCGAAUGGACACCAUCUUUCAAGAGCCGCAGGUGGCCCAGCUGCGCCACAACCGGGGCAACCAGUCGGCCGUCUUGGCAGAUGAGGGUGCGCAACCGUCCGACUAUGUCUUUGCUCCCAUCCCCGAGUCUGGACACGUGCACAGCGGUGUCAACGCCGGCUUCUUCGUCUUGAAACCGGACAUGGCCAUGUGGAACUACUUCCAAUCGGUGCUCGCCGUACCAGGCAAGUUCGAUCCGGUCUACCCCGAGCAGAACUUCCAGCAGUAUGUGUUCCGACAAGACGGCAACAUGCCCUUCCACUUCCUCGACCGACGCUGGUCCCACUUCCGCCCGCAACGUCGACGAGUUGAAGGUGGCCAUGUCUUUGCAUUGCAAGUGGUGGGCAGUCAAGGGAUCUUUCUUCAACGGGAAUCCUGUUCGAGGCAUCCAACACUGGACGCGUUCCUGGCGGUGGAAGAUGCAAGGCUACUACGAGGGCAUGGACGCCGUCGCCGCUAG
Molecule: messenger RNA, 1143 nt
Organism: Kalmanozyma brasiliensis GHG001
Lineage: Eukaryota; Fungi; Basidiomycota; Ustilaginomycetes; Ustilaginales
Product: Glycosyl transferase, family 8
Exons: 1
Coding region: 1-1143 (380 amino acids)
Biological process (GO): protein N-linked glycosylation
Molecular function (GO): glycosyltransferase activity
Source: RefSeq, a predicted model, not a curated record